Molecule: messenger RNA, 1016 nt
Organism: Tribolium castaneum (red flour beetle)
Lineage: Eukaryota; Metazoa; Arthropoda; Insecta; Coleoptera; Tenebrionidae
Exons: 2
Coding region: 73-969 (298 amino acids)
Source: RefSeq, a predicted model, not a curated record
UAUUUGCUCCCGCAUCAGCACUUUUCGUGUCAUUAGACACGUCAAAAAUUUUCAAAUGUUGUAUUGUCCAGAAUGGCGUAUUCAAUGUUCGAAUGUCCCAAAUUACACAAUGCAAGGUCCCUGAAAUUUUACACCGAGGAAUGCGAACACCACUUAUCUUUUCGGCACAAAAAUUUGCCCCCAGACUUCGACCUGGACCGCUACCAGCCCCAAAAUUUCAAACAGUCCGCAGACAGUGAUAGCUACUCAGUCCAGGCCCACACUUCCAGACACAAAAGAUGCCCCAUCUACAACCACAUUUACGUCAGUCUGACGGACCAAAACGACGGCGAUUUCGUGCCGAAAAGCCGCAAAAAACCCAAGACCAAGUCGAAGAAAUCGGUGAUUGAAAAACUGGAAGAGACGUAUUGGGCCAACUGGAAGCCGGACAAGAACGACUCAAUGAGCAGCAAAAAAUCCCUGGAAAUUCAAGUCAUCAAGAGCGCCCCUGUUAAAAGCAGGCGCAAGAAAAUCCAAAUUUAUCCAUCCUUUGGCGAUCAUCUUGACGAAACGCAAGUCGAGAAAAUCAAAAUUACGAGCAAAUGCCAGGAAAUACAAACUGACGAUGUUUUGGAAAUUUCCAAAUUGACGGAAGAUGCAGAGACGGACACUCAGGACACUUUAGUUGCGAAAAAAUCGGAGGAGGAAUUGGACGAUAACAAGUUUUUGAAACACACGGAUUCAUUCAUACUCAACUUGAAGAAACAGCACGAAGAAAAGGAAACUUUCGAGCAACCUAAGUGUAUCAGACUGUACAAAAAGCCGGGCAAACUGACGUCGAAAAACUACACUCGAGGGGGCUCCUACCCCUUAAAAUCGUGCCUGAAGAAAGACAGUAGUUUCGGCAAAGGGGGCCACCGGUUGGGGCGUCCGGGGAGCCCCCUAAUAGUCUCCAGCACCUUCAGAUACAGUCGAACCCAUCGUUAUUAAACAUAAAUCCGUGCAAAAUUGUUUAGUUAAUAUAUUGCAUUCCGGCA